AUGACUGCAGACACAUUUUCUGAUAACCUCUUCAAGCCUCUCAAAGUUGGCAAUAUUAUUCUCAACCAGCGCAUUGCAAUGGCGCCCCUUACUCGAGUACGGGCGCGCAUUGAGGGUGCUGUGCCAACCGACAUCAUGACAACGUAUUAUAAGCAACGUUCCUCUGCUCCUGGGACUCUUAUAAUCACUGAAGGUACUUUCAUUACACAACGUGCAGGCGGGUACCCUGGGGUUCCGGGAAUUUGGUCCGAGGAGCAAAUCAACGCUUGGACAAAAGUCACCACUGAAGUCCAUGCUCAAGGAUCAUUUGCGUUUCUUCAACUAUGGGCCCUUGGCCGUGUAGCAGCUCCCAAUUACCUUCGCUCUCUGGGCCAUGACCUUGUGUCGGCAUCUGAUGUUGCUAAUACCUCGGGAUCUGGGCGAAUGCUUAUUGGUAAAGACAAGCAUGGAGAAAGGCCAAGGCCACUCAAAGUGGAUGAAAUAAAAGAGUACGUCAAAGACUAUGCACAAGGUGCAAAGAAUGCAAUUGCAGCAGGGUUCGAUGGCGUGGAGAUCCACGCUGCAAAUGGUUAUCUCCCCCAUCAAUUCCUUCAAGAGUGCACCAAUAAACGCACAGACGAGUAUGGAGGAACAGUUGAAAAUCGGGCUUUGUUUGUCUUGGAAAUCGUAGAUGCUGUUGUGGCAGCAAUAGGUGCUGACCGGGUUGGAAUCCGGCUUGCUCCGUACAAUACAGCAGGUGGAAUGACGAGCGGGCCCGGAACGCUAGAGCAGUAUGCUUAUGUGUUGAAAGAGCUUGAAAAGCGAGGACAAUCUCCCAAUGGACGGUUAGCAUAUGUCCAUACUGUGGAAAAUCCACAGGAGGUGAAAAACUCUGUGGGAGAAACUGUUCUUAGAAGACCCAUGGAGUUUGUGCGCAAUGUUUGGACAGGUGUGUGGAUUAGGGCCCAACGGUUUGAUAGAAACCUGGCUUUGAAGUUUACUGAUGAGGAUGAUAAGGUUGUUAUUGCUUUUGGUAAGCCAUUUAUAUCAAAUCCAGACUUGGUUCGCAGAAUUAGAGAAAACUUGCCGUGGACUGAGCCAGAUUUUUUGACAUUUUAUGCACCGGGGCCUGAGGGAUAUAUCGAUUAUCCAUUGUAUCACUAA
This is a messenger RNA of Magnusiomyces paraingens, 1143 nucleotides long. RefSeq lists its product as uncharacterized. The transcript has a single exon. Gene Ontology annotation, molecular function: FMN binding; NADPH dehydrogenase activity. The record is from RefSeq and is a predicted model, not a curated record. NCBI's taxonomy places the organism in Eukaryota, Fungi, Ascomycota, Dipodascomycetes, Dipodascales, Dipodascaceae. The coding region runs from base 1 to 1143 and encodes 380 amino acids.